GAAACACCUGAAUCUCAUCAGAGCGGCUGAUGACUCUCGCGGACUUCGUAGCUCAGCCUAUGUCGACCAUAUCCCUGUUUUACAGCCCAGAGUGACUCUCCAGGCUGCCUGCUGCAUUCUCUUGGUUCCAGGACCACAGAGAGACCCUGUUCUCCUGAAAGCACUCAGCUUUACCUGCAGCUAACUAGGGGCUGCACCCUCCUGGCCCACACCGCCACAGUAAGAUCAGCUUCAGAUCCCUUGGAGAGAAGGAUGACCAUGCUCCUUGUGUGCGUGUUGGCAGCGCUGACAGGUGGAGCCCUGUGCCAGUACUAUGGGGAGUAUGACUACCAGCCCUCAUCCUUACUGGGUCCAUCGGGGCCCAACUGCGCACAGGAAUGCGAGUGUCCCAUCAUGUUCUCCAGUGCCAUGUACUGCGAUGGCCGCAAACUCCGCUUCAUCCCCAUCGUGCCCUCAGGCAUCAAGUACCUCUACCUGCAGAACAACCAGAUUGAGGAAAUCAAGGCGGGCGUCUUCGACAAUGCCACUGACCUCCGCUGGCUCGUCCUAGACCACAACCAGAUCACCAGCAGCAAGAUCGCCAAGGGCUCCAUCGAUAAGCUGGCCAAGCUGGAGAAGCUGUUCUUCAGCUACAACCAGCUGACAGAGCCCGUGGGGCCACUUGCGAAGACUCUGAAUGAGCUGAAGAUGAUCGAGAACAAGUUGACCAAGUUCCCUGCCAACACCCUCACGGGCUUGGAAAAUCUCACCAAUGUGGACCUGCAGGGCAAUGAGCUGAGCACUGAGGCCCUUGCUGGGGCCUUCAAGGGCCUCAAAUCCCUGACCUCGCUGGACGUCAGCAAAAAUAAGCUCAAGAAGCUGCCUGCAGGGUUGCCAAAUACCCUGGAGAUCUUAUAUGCUGACUACAACAACAUUGACAGCAUCAGCAGUGGCUAUCUGCAGAAGUUGCCAGCCCUGAAGUAUCUCCGUAUCUCCCACAACCAGCUGGCUAACUCGGGGCUCCCCGCGGGUGUCUUCAAUAUCUCGUCUCUCAUCGAGCUGGACCUCUCCUUCAACAAGCUUCAAUCCAUCCCUGAGGUCCAUGAAAACCUGGAACAGCUUUAUCUGCAGGUCAACGAGAUCAACAAGUUUGAACUGAGCAGCUUCUGCAAGUUCACCGGGCCCCUGAACUACUCCCGUCUGAAACACCUCCGCCUGGACAUGAACCAGAUCACCCACCAGGACAUGCCGUUUGACACGAGCAACUGUCUGCGUCAGGCCGCCGAGAUUGUCUUCGAAUAGAGACCUUUACAUGCCUCCGUCCUGCUCCCCAUCCCCCCUCGACUUUAGCUAUGAAUGAAGGUACACUCCCCUGUCUCUCCAGCUACAAACCUUUGGCCUUUAAAUCUAGAAUUGCUCUCCUUAUAAACUUCUGAAUUUUCUAGCUACGAACCUGGGAAUCCUGUGGUCACAAACCUAAGGAUUUUCUAACCACAAUACUUUAAUGUCUGAGAUCCUUUGAAUUUCCUGGAUGUAAACUUGGGAAUUCUCUUGUUGUAAAGAAAGAUAUUUUACUGCUACAGUCCCCUGAAUUCUAUAGCUACAAACAUAGGAAUGGGGCGUCAGCUGAAUGACACACCCAUGGAAUUUUGUUUAAUCUGUUCCCACCUCCUACCCCCUCCCCAGUCAUUCUCACCAUGAACCAGAUAAUGGGACAAUGAACAGCAAAUGAAUCAUAUUCGUUUGUUUGUGUGUUUUGACUUCUCAGAUAUUUAGCCGGCAUCCAGAAUUCCCGCUGUAAACCAUCUGGUACAUUAACAUUAAACACUUUAUCUUUCAUCACAAACAAGCAGCUUUCAGAAUAUAGUAAUGCUGACGCUAUACCACAAUAUCCAUUGCUAUUCUCUGCUGUCCAUUGUUCAUGGCCAACAGUUUUGCAACGACACACUCAUUCUUUGGUAGUUUCCCCGCGAAGCCUACAAUAGGCUUUUACUGCACAUAAAUUGCACCAGUCAUAACAAUAUUAACUGCAUAUGCUUUACACAAAGCAAUAACAUCAUGCUCUGUCCUAAGUACUUUUGACUUAAAAGCUAGUACACAUAAACCCUAGAUCUUUAGAUAAAGUACAUAUUGUUUCAUGACAAGCUGUUAUUUUUUAAUACAGAAUAGCUAUGCAAUAUAUAUUGUUUUUUUGAAGAGUCUGCUGGCUCACUUGUUUCUUUUUGCCUUGUUUUUAAUACUUUCAUAUUUUAUAUGGCACACAGGCCAAUACUGUACUUAAAACAGACCUGCAGGUAAGGAAACAGUCCCGUUCAUGUGUGCCUAUGUUAUGUACUGGAAAGGGAAAUUGAUGAAGUUUCGUUACUUUAAAAAUGAGUCGUAAAACCUUAUAGAAAAAGCAAGUCAUCAAAAUCCCACAAUGCUCCUGGCCACGAUUUCUUCAUUUCUGUCAAGACGGGCACUGAAUAAAACUGUUGAGUGAAAUUGUUCAGAAUUAUUCUUGAUGUCUUGGCAUUUUGUCGUUCUGUGCUAAAUGCUUCUGGUCAAGAAUAUUCCAUUCACUCGUUCUGUAGCAGCUGUUAACAUUUAUACAACUAUUCCGUUACUUGCAUGUCAAAGCCUCGUGUGAUAAAAACGCUGGUAUGCUGGUAAGUUUUCGGGAUCCAUGAUUCGGGAUCCAUGUUGUGGGGUUUGACUGGCUCAUGAAAGAAUUUGCUGUAACAGUAUAAAAACUAUAUAAAUAAAACUGAAUUACAAAACAA
This is a messenger RNA of Brienomyrus brachyistius, 2741 nucleotides long. RefSeq names its product lumican (gene lum). Gene Ontology annotation, molecular function: protein binding. The coding region runs from base 253 to 1281 and encodes 342 amino acids. NCBI's taxonomy places the organism in Eukaryota, Metazoa, Chordata, Actinopteri, Osteoglossiformes, Mormyridae. The transcript is spliced from 4 exons. The record is from RefSeq and is a predicted model, not a curated record.